GAGCGGCGCGUCCUACGGAGCCAUCCAUCCAGCUCCUCGCUCGCGCGGCAGUGCACAUCACCACGGCCAGGGACGACCUGCGUCCAUCAACUGCACAAAAUGAAACAGACCACGGUGCUGAUGGUGCUGGCCGCCUUGGCCGCCGCCCACGCGCAAACCUUCUUCCAACCCAGCUUCCAGCCUGUGCAGUACUCGGGCCUUGUGCCGCCGCCGCUGCCCAUUUCCCGCGCCAUCGGAGGCUUCCCCGUGGCGCCCCAGCAACAAGUCCGACCCGCCCAUCGCGCCGUCGUCGAGAACGCCGAACAGGAGUCGUUCCUGCCCGAGCAGUUCAAGAACCCCUUCUACAAGAACCCCAGGAUCGCCCAGGCCCUGGCCAAGGAGAGCUGGAAGUUGAACGGAGAGGAGCAGGUGUUCCAGCGGGAGGCUGAGAAGAUCCCCCGCCAGAAGGUCUACUCGAUCCUCAAGCAGGCCGGCUUCAUCUAAACAAAACACGACUGCCAUCCGUUCUACGACUAACUGUUCAUCUCGUGGGUGGUGUUUAGCCCCGCAGUGCCAAAAAUGUGUGACAGGAGCACCCACGACGCACUGAUUUUUUAAUUCCAAGCAGAGUUUUAAAAUUUUAAUUAUGAUUUUUUUUAUUUAAACUUUACUGAACUGGAUUUUUUUAAAUAUCUCUCUGCUGCAUGUUUUUACAUUUGUCGAAUCCAAAAAUCACAAUUGACGACUAAUUGUAAGAAGCUGCAUCAAAAUAUUGAUUAAUUUUUAUUCACGAACGUUGAUAAUUUUAUACAAUUAUUUAUUUCUCCGCUGUUUGCACUCGCAUCGGGGCCAGUGAUACUUUUUUCGUCUGAAAUUUUUAUUCGAGGCCUUUAUACGUUUCAACGCUAACAACGUACGGUUCUUUUAUUUUUAUCACUGAGAAUAAAAAAAAAUAAUAAUAAUAAUAAACAUGAAACAUGCAAACCCACUUCUUCCUUCUAGCAAUGUAAAUACAUCGUUCUUUUUAAGCAAAUGAGAAUGUGUGCCCUGAGCGCGUGUAUAUAAAUAAAUGUAAAUAAACUUCGUUUUUAGAGGAAA
This is a messenger RNA of Neocloeon triangulifer, 1077 nucleotides long. RefSeq lists its product as uncharacterized. The record is from RefSeq and is a predicted model, not a curated record. Bases 100 to 483 code for a protein of 127 amino acids. The transcript has 2 exons. NCBI's taxonomy places the organism in Eukaryota, Metazoa, Arthropoda, Insecta, Ephemeroptera, Baetidae.